GACGUCAAUUGACUUGCUAAGCCGCCUCCAGAUUCACCUCUGCCCGUCUAACAUCUGCUCUGCUUCCAUCUCCAAGCCACCUGAGGGCAACGUCCUAGCACGAACGGCCUCGGCAUACUCUUCCCUUUCCACCUACCUUCUUCUUCCAGCCCUUUCAUCCAAUAUGGCAGAGUCAAACGGAAACGGGGCUUCGGCAGUUGGUCACGAGUCCAUCAAUACUGAUAUCAUCACCCUCACAAGGUUCUUGACUGAAGAACAGACGAAACACCCGGAAGCCACCGGGGAUUUCACCCUCCUCUGCCAUGCCCUCCAAUUCUCUUUCAAAUCCAUCGCAUACUAUAUCCGACGUGCUAGCUUGAUCAACCUCACCGGUCUCGCUGGCUCCUCCAACACCACCGGUGACGACCAGAAGAAGCUCGAUGUCAUCGGAAACGACCUUUUCGUUGCCUCCAUGCGGGGGUCUGGUAAAUGCCGUAUCCUGGUCUCUGAGGAAGAGGACGAGGCUAUUUUAUUUAAUGAAUGCAAGGGCGCUCGAUACGCCGUCGUUUGCGACCCUAUCGACGGAUCUUCAAAUCUUGACGCUGGUGUUUCCGUCGGUACAAUCUUUGGCAUCUUCCAGCUACCAGAGGAAGUCCUCAGUGAGAACUACACCGUCUCUGCAAAGGAUAUUCUACUCCCCGGAACGGAGCUUGUCGCCUCCGGAUUUACCAUGUACGGCGCCUCCGCGCAGCUCGUCAUCACCAUGAAGGGUGGCACGGUCAACGGCUUCACCCUCGAAAACUCCCUUGGCGAAUUCAUCCUGACACACCCUAACAUGCGCCUUCCUGCGAAGCGUGCCAUCUACAGUGUCAACGAAGGAAACUCAAUGUACUGGGAAGAGUGGGUCAAGGCGUACUUCCACGAGCUCAAGUUCCCAGCGAACGGCGGCAAGCCAUACAGCUCCCGUUACAUCGGCAGCAUGGUCGCUGAUGCCUACAGAACCCUUCUCUACGGAGGUAUCUUUGCCUAUCCCGCGGACUCCAAGAGUCCCAAGGGAAAACUUCGCAUUUUGUACGAGUGCGCCCCGAUGGCUAUGGUUUUCGAGAACGCUGGAGGCCAGGCUGUCAACUCAAGCAUGCAACGACUCCUCGAGGUCGUUCCUGAAUCUAUCCACGAUCGAAGCGGUAUCUUCCUGGGCAGCUUCGACGAAGUUCAGAAGGUUAUUGAUACUCACAAGAAAUUUGUCAACUAAACCGCGAUAUAAAUACCUUGGCGCCUUUAUCCUCUUAAUGUGGAUCAUUUCCUUGCUGAUAGCCAGCUUCUCCUUUUCAGACCACCCAUGGUAGCAACACCGCACAUAACCAUACUCACAUGCAUUGGAUCCUGGGACUCUUUUAACAAUAGGAUGAAGGCUGCUCAUACCCAACCCCGACAACUUACCUGUCAAAUUAAUGGCCAGCAAUUGGAUAUAUGUGUAUAUAUGAUGAAUGAAAAGAUUGGACCUAAAAUAUGAAUGAAACAGAAUAUAUGAUUA
This is a messenger RNA of Coccidioides posadasii C735 delta SOWgp, 1513 nucleotides long. It is a transcript of the gene FBP1, whose product is annotated as Fructose-1,6-bisphosphatase. The record is from RefSeq and is a predicted model, not a curated record. Gene Ontology annotation, biological process: fructose metabolic process; sucrose biosynthetic process; fructose 1,6-bisphosphate metabolic process. Gene Ontology annotation, molecular function: fructose 1,6-bisphosphate 1-phosphatase activity. Lineage: Eukaryota; Fungi; Ascomycota; Eurotiomycetes; Onygenales; Onygenaceae. Gene Ontology annotation, cellular component: cytosol; cytoplasm.